UCCACCUCCUCCCAGCCUCACGCCCCCAGCACAGGCACAGUUUUUUGUCUUUUUUUUUUUUCAUUUAGCCCCAACACCGUCGUUGUAGUUUAACUUGAAGCCUUCAGCAGUUUGGGGAGUGUUAAAUCUUCCAACAAUGGGGGACAUCGAGGCGCCCGACUCCAGCCAGCCGCGCCAGUCCGUCCUGAUGUCGGUUCUUCCAAGCAAAGAGUUUGCUACUUCAAGGAAAGGAAUGCUGCUGAUUGCUGAAGGGGCACUUUCCUUCAUAUCCUUUGUGUGUUUUGCUGCAUCAGCAGCAGCAGCCUUUGUGACAGUCCCCCUGCUGGCAUUCCUGGCUUCUGUCUUCUUCUUGUUUGCCUACUCUACCAAAUUCAAUGAGAGGUUCAAGGGCUUCUGCUUUCCUCUGAUGGACUUCAUUAGGUGUGUGACAUCCUCCAUUAUCUUUUUCAUCAUCUCCAUAAUGGCAGUGUCCAAAUAUCCAGAUGGUUCCUCUAAAGCUGCAGGGAUCUUUGGGUUUAUCGCCACUGUUGUUUUCGCUUUAGACUUUUAUGUCAUUUUCAAUGAGCUUGCUGGAUUUCUGAAGCAAAGAGGGGAGUCAAAUGAAGAGCCUGCAGGACAGAGAGAUGACUUCUCAGAUUCAGACUCAGAUUGAAGCUCAUAAGCAGAUGUGUUCAAAAGAACGUGACCACUGUGCUGAGAAGCCACUAUGAAGGCCAGCAGGAAUUUCAUCAUUUCACAAUGUUUCAUUGGUACAUGAAAAGCAUAAAUCCUGACAGGAUUGUAGGAGCUGGUUACCAGUAAUAUGCUUUUAUCUGAAGUUGUGGGUCUGGAAACCAUUUCUUUGUAACACAUUUCUCACAGUGCUGUAAACUGGUGUUGCAUUUCUAAACUUAUUAUCUCUGCAUUUGGUUUACAAAAUAAUGCAAGUAGUGACCUGUUCUAUUUUAUUCACAAACCUGUACUUUGCUACUAAUCCAUGCUUGCUUUAGGGAAGCAUUCGAUUCAUUCACACCGUCCAAUGCCUUAUAAAGCCGUAAAAUGGUGCUGUGUUGAGUUUCUGAAACUAUUUCUACGGUUAAAACACAAGAAGGAUACACCACAAACAUUGAUUUUUGGGAAAUUUUUUGCUUUGAGAUGCAGAAGUGUGCAUAUGUUCUGAGCCAAUCCUGAUUUUUCUUUAUGUUUUGCUUUGUGCGGUGGAGACUUUGCAGCAAUUUGGUAAACCUGGUUAAUAUUUUUGCAGUAAAAUCUAAAAGAGAAAGACUGGCGGGAAAAAAAUCAUUGCUACAGGGUUAACAAAACCCUUUAUGUUUGGUUGGCUGGUGACAACUAUCAUAUUGUGCAUGUACGGUAGUUUUUUUCCUAUUAUUUGAGUUCAACAUGAGCCUGUUUUUUGUCAUGUCAAUAUUUGUUUGCAUGUUCCUAAUUCGUUAUUUUCCUAAUUAUAUAAAGUACAUCCGACUUUAUAUAAUUCAUUCCUAAUUCGUUAUUUUUUUAUGUAAUCAGAAGAAAGUUGCUCCUAGGAAAGAUGUCCUGCCUCUAUAAAAAAAUAUUCACCCAUACCCUUUGGAUUGCUUUUGCAAAUCAAACAUGAUCAACAAAUUUUGAUUUUCAAAAGAGAUAUGUACGAAAAAAACAAUUUAAUGUCAAAAACUAAUUAUUACAAAAAUAAUAAUUAAAUAAAUAUAUUUAGGAUAAAACAAGUGGUUUCAUAAAUACUUACUCCCUUUAAAGUGACUGACCUAAUUCAGCAAAUAGGAGAGACUCUGCCUACAACAAUUGUUGCUCGGGUUCUUCGCCAGUCAGAGUUUUAAGGGAGAAUGGCAAUGAGAAAGCCACUUUUGAAGAAAACGCCUAACAAAGCUCAACUAGAGUUCGCCAAAAGGCAAACAGGAGACUCCAUGCUCAAGUGGAAAAAUGUUCUUUGGUUAUUUUGGUCAUCAGACAAGAUUGAAGGGGGUGAAUAAUCAUGAAAUUAUUUCAUGUUGAAUGUUUUUUACUCUAAUUAUUGUUAUUUUGUAUAACUAAAUUUUCAAUUUGACAUUAACGGCCUUUAUUGUAACAAAAUGUUGCCAAAAAGCAACAUUUUGUUGAUCAUGAGUGAUCUGUGAAAGCAUUAGAAAUGGUAAAGCAUCCAAGGGGGUGAAUACAUUUCAUGGGCACUGUGUGUACAGUACAUGUGUACAUACACACAGCGGAUCAGCUGAUCCAGUUUCAGCUAAUCUGCUACUUCUGCCUUUUAGAGCCGGAAAGGCAGAAGUUGCAGAUAAGCUGAAAUAUCACCCAUGUGAGUAAUCAAGUUUCUUAGACAUGUUUUGUUUUUUGUACACUUUGUUAAAAUGUCUCUCUGUGUCCGAUUCUAAAGUCUGUAGAGCAACCAUUGAGAAAACAGUGAGAUACACUAGAGUGCCUUAGUGACUGUUUUGUGUGAUAUAAACUGCACUACAACCUUGUUCCAGCUCUGAUGAUGGAAAAUAUGUUGCUGAUUUUGUUUGUCUGUCCGUUUGUAUUUUAUACUGAUUUAUGCUUGAAAGAUAUUGGAAGAUUUCUACCAAACUUGCUUUUAACAGCAGUUUUUUUUCAUGACAAGAUUAUAGAUAUUAAAAGCUUUUAUUGAAUUUCAACUGAUUUCUGUACUCUUAAGAUGAGAGAAAAUGACUUUUUUCAGUAAUAGCAUAGUUUUAUUGCUUUCACAAACUGUUGAAUAUCAACUCUUUUGUCUGUAAUGUUGUUUUUAGGCAAACUCUUCUGAAUAAAAGGUUCUCUUUCAA
Molecule: messenger RNA, 2771 nt
Organism: Xiphophorus maculatus (southern platyfish)
Lineage: Eukaryota; Metazoa; Chordata; Actinopteri; Cyprinodontiformes; Poeciliidae
Gene: cmtm3
Product: CKLF-like MARVEL transmembrane domain-containing protein 3
Exons: 5
Coding region: 137-652 (171 amino acids)
Cellular component (GO): membrane
Source: RefSeq, a predicted model, not a curated record